AUGGGCUUUAUCGUUUAUCAUCUGCAUGUCGAAUUUAAAGUUUAUUACUGGGAAUCACAAAACGACGGUGACGCUCGGUCGCGCGGAACACCCAAACGGCAAUUUUUAAAGCGUGGAAUUCAUAAGCUCAGUAAGGAAAUAAAUAUAAAAAACAAAGAGUUGAAGGUAUUAAAACAAACCAUUCGUCGCCAAAACAAAAAAAUUGUUUCAUUAAAAUCAAUUAUAUCCAAACUUCAAAAGGAAAAUUUGAUUAAUGAUGAAGCCAAUAAUGUUUUACUUGAUUCCUUUUUUAAGCAUACACAUUUAAUUAGUAAUUGGUCAAAAAAAAAUCUGGGGCACAAAGUACCAAAAAAAUAUUCUCCAGAAAUCAGGCAGUUUGCUUUAUCUCUUCACUUUUUUUCAUGCAAAACUUAUAAUUAUGUGCGAAAGCAAUUUAAUACAGUCUUGCCUCACCCAAGAACGCUUAGCAAAUGGUACUCUUCUGUUAAUGCCAAUCCUGGCUUCACAGAAGAGUCAUUCAAAAUUCUAUCGCUUAAAUCUCAAAAUACAAGUGAUCCAGUUAUAUGUUCCCUAAUGCUGGAUGAAAUGGCCAUCCGCCAACAUAUUGACUAUGACGGAACUAAUUACUAUGAACACAUCGAUCUUGGAAAUGGCAUAAAUAAUGAUAGCUGGACUGCUGCAAAGGAGUGUUUGGUAAUUAUGAUCGUCUCAGUAAAUGAAAACUGGGAACAUCCAAUUGGCUACUUCCUUGUAAAUAGUUUAAAUAGUUCUCAAAAUGCUGAAUUAGUUAAGAAUGCGUUGAACUUAUUAUUAAAUAUUAAAAAUCUAACUGUUGUAAGCUUAACUUUUGAUGGUUGCUCCACCAAUGUUACCAUGUCUCAGCUUUUUGGCUGUAAUUUUUAUGCUGAUGGCUUGAGUACUUUUUAA
Messenger RNA from Macrosiphum euphorbiae (potato aphid), 927 nucleotides. The record is from the annotation of a GenBank genome assembly. Lineage: Eukaryota; Metazoa; Arthropoda; Insecta; Hemiptera; Aphididae.